GUCGGAGGUUCUUCCUGCUUUUCCCCCCGCAGGCUGCCCGUAGCUCUGCCGAGUUUGGAACGCGUGCCUUGCUUCCCCCGUCAAGGAAAGUGCUAAGGGAGUGAUUUCAAAGCCACUCAGGCCAUGGCCUUUGAAAGGAUAAACCAGAAGGACUGGUACAAAAUCCUGGGGGCCAAACCAUCCGACAGCCCAGCAGAGCUGAAACGGAAGUACCAAAAACUUGCUUUGUUGUAUCACCCCGACAAACAGGAGGCAGAUGUGGCGGCAGGAGAAGCGGAGGAGCGCGUGCAGCGGUUCAUCGAGAUCGAUCAAGCGUGGAAAAUUCUAGGCAACGAGCAGACAAAAAAAGAGUAUGACCUGCAGCAGCGUGAAGAUAACCUGACAAAAGAAUGGCCACUUCAUGAACAGAUUUAUCUGGAGGACAUGUGCUGGAAUGAAGAUGAACAGCUCUACACUCUGUCCUGUCGAUGUGGUGGGAAUUACAGUGUCUCCAAGAGUGAAACCAAAGAUGUGUCUUUGGUUUGUUGUGACACAUGUUCACUUGUUAUUGAGAUCCUGCAGUGACUGUUUCAGUGUAGGACAUUGAGUGUUACAAACUUUUCCAAAGACUGGACAAACAAAUGACAGCAUCUGCUGAAGUUAAAGAAAAGGGAGGCACUACAAGAACAAAUUAAUUCAGGCUUAAAAAUGACAAGUGCCCCUUUGCUCACACAGCUCUGCAGAAAUGUGGCUGGGAUUUUCCUUCUGCAGCUGAAGAGCUCAUUAUUAAACACCUCCAACCCACGAGUUCUCUACAACUGGAAUGUAUCUCCUGAGCUAAACGUUUCUUUCUGAGCAAACAACAGAGUAGCUUCUUUCAAUUUCAGUCUGAAGCAGCUCCACCUUGGGCCCUUCCUUUUGGGUUAAAUCCUUCCAACAGCUCAGAUGACAGAAUUCAAUCAGGAGGCACAGGUGUGAGAAUGCUUUGGAGAUAACAAAAACAGCAAGGUUCAGCAGUG
This is a messenger RNA of Ficedula albicollis (Collared flycatcher), 998 nucleotides long. RefSeq names its product DnaJ heat shock protein family (Hsp40) member C24 (gene DNAJC24). The transcript is spliced from 5 exons. NCBI's taxonomy places the organism in Eukaryota, Metazoa, Chordata, Aves, Passeriformes, Muscicapidae. Gene Ontology annotation, molecular function: ATPase activator activity; ferrous iron binding. The record is from RefSeq and is a predicted model, not a curated record. Gene Ontology annotation, biological process: positive regulation of ATP-dependent activity. The coding region runs from base 124 to 564 and encodes 146 amino acids.